AUGAAUUUUGAAACUUCUCGGUGUGCCACCUUAGAGUACUGCCCCGACCCUUACACCCAGCGGUUCGUAGAAACCCCAGCUCAUUUCUCUUGGAAAGAAAGUUACUACCGAUCCACCAUGUCCCAGAGCACACAGACAAGUGAGUUCCUCAGUCCCGAAGUUUUCCAGCAUAUCUGGGAUUUUCUGGAACAACCUAUAUGCUCGGUUCAGCCCAUUGACUUGAACUUUGUGGAUGAACCAUCAGAAAAUGGUGCAACAAACAAGAUCGAAAUUAGCAUGGACUGUAUCCGCAUGCAGGACUCAGAACUGAGUGACCCCAUGUGGCCACAGUACACAAACCUGGGGCUCCUGAACAGCAUGGACCAACAGAUACAGAACGGCUCCUCGUCGACCAGCCCCUACAACACAGACCAUGCGCAGAACAGCGUGACGGCACCCUCGCCCUACGCGCAGCCCAGCUCCACCUUCGACGCCCUCUCACCAUCGCCCGCCAUCCCCUCCAACACAGACUACCCAGGCCCGCACAGCUUCGACGUGUCCUUCCAGCAGUCCAGCACAGCCAAGUCGGCCACCUGGACGUAUUCCACUGAACUGAAGAAACUGUACUGUCAAAUCGCAAAGACGUGCCCCAUCCAGAUCAAGGUCAUGACUCCCCCUCCUCAGGGCGCCGUCAUCCGUGCUAUGCCUGUCUACAAAAAAGCGGAACACGUCACGGAGGUGGUGAAACGGUGCCCCAACCACGAGCUGAGCCGUGAAUUCAACGAGGGACAGAUUGCGCCCCCUAGUCAUUUGAUUCGGGUAGAAGGGAACAGCCACGCCCAAUAUGUAGAAGACCCCAUCACAGGACGACAGAGUGUCCUGGUACCUUAUGAGCCACCCCAGGUUGGCACUGAAUUCACAACCGUCUUAUACAAUUUCAUGUGUAAUAGCAGUUGUGUUGGAGGGAUGAACCGCAGGCCGAUUUUAAUCAUUGUUACGCUGGAAACCAGAGAGCACAGCAGGGCUCCCUGUGAUUCUGUCCUUUGUGCUGUAAAUCUCGGCUGCAAACACACCCAGAAAAGAUCUAUAGAAAUGGAGACAGAAGAGGCUUUUCGUCAGAACACACAUGGCAUCCAGAUGACAUCCAUCAAGAAACGGAGAUCCCCAGAUGAUGAGCUGUUGUACUUACCAGUGAGGGGCCGGGAGACGUACGAAAUGCUGCUGAAGAUCAAGGAGUCCCUGGAACUCAUGCAGUACCUGCCCCAGCACACUAUUGAGACCUACAGGCAACAGCAGCAGCAACAGCACCAGCACUUACUUCAGAAACAGACCUCGAUGCAGUCUCAGUCUUCCUAUGGUAACAGCUCCCCUCCGCUGAACAAAAUGAGCAGCAUGAACAAGCUGCCUUCUGUGAGCCAGCUUAUCAACCCCCAGCAGCGCAAUGCCCUGACUCCCACCACCAUUCCGGAUGGCAUGGGAGCCAACAUUCCUAUGAUGGGCACCCACAUGCCAAUGGCUGGAGACAUGAAUGGACUCAGCCCCACCCAGGCCCUCCCUCCCCCACUCUCCAUGCCAUCCACCUCCCACUGCACCCCCCCACCUCCGUACCCCACAGAUUGCAGCAUUGUCAGUUUCUUAGCGAGGUUGGGCUGUUCAUCAUGUCUGGACUAUUUCACCACCCAGGGGCUGACCACCAUCUAUCAGAUUGAGCAUUACUCCAUGGAUGAUUUGGCAAGUCUAAAGAUUCCUGAGCAAUUCCGGCAUGCCAUCUGGAAGGGCAUCCUGGACUACCGGCAGCUCCAUGACUUCUCUUCUCCUACUCACCUCCUGCGGACCCCAAAUGGCGCCUCUACAGUCAGUGUGGGGUCUAGUGAGACGCGGGGUGAGCGUGUUAUUGAUGCAGUCCGCUUCACUCUCCGCCAGACCAUCUCCUUCCCACCCCGCGACGAGUGGAAUGACUUCAACUUCGACAUGGAUGCUCGUCGCAACAAGCAACAACGCAUCAAAGAAGAAGGGGAGUGAUGAGCCCAGUGGUGUGGGCUCCUCCUACCCUCUUCCUAGCUGCCCAUUCCCCUACAAGGCACUACUGCUUGGUCUUCACAGCAUUCCCCAACUCCUCUUCUUUGCCUGAUCUCUUACUUGAAAGGGAAGGAAAGGAAGAGCCUAUUUCUUACCUAGUGCUACUGUCUGGCCUGCCAUCUGGUUGCAUUUCUGGCUCUAAGCCUUUGAAUCUAUUGCUUGCGGGACUGGAGUUGCCAUGGGUAGGUAGAAGUGGGGGCAAAGGGAGUGGGUGUCUCCUGAAGUUGCUGAG
Echinops telfairi (small Madagascar hedgehog) is the source of this 2290-nucleotide messenger RNA. RefSeq names its product tumor protein p63 (gene TP63). The transcript has 14 exons. Gene Ontology annotation, cellular component: nucleus. The coding region runs from base 1 to 2001 and encodes 666 amino acids. The record is from RefSeq and is a predicted model, not a curated record. Gene Ontology annotation, biological process: protein tetramerization; apoptotic process; regulation of transcription by RNA polymerase II. Gene Ontology annotation, molecular function: DNA-binding transcription factor activity, RNA polymerase II-specific; RNA polymerase II cis-regulatory region sequence-specific DNA binding; protein binding. Lineage: Eukaryota; Metazoa; Chordata; Mammalia; Afrosoricida; Tenrecidae.